AAUGUUCUAAUGGCUGUAGCGACUUUGUAGGCCGAAGAGGGAAAUACAAAACAAGGCUUUAUAUCAGCGUUAACAUAAGGCGCUGGCGGAAAUUUCUCGCUUCUGAAAUCUGUAAUAUUCAAGUCACACGUACCGGUAGCCACUUUCAGAAAAUUUCAGUGUUAUUAGUGGUGUUAUAUUUUUGAGCCGUUUGCUGGUUUUGUUCACCAACUCGACAAUCUUCAGAAAACGGAACGAUCUGCAUCAUGAGUUUAAGAGGUCAGUCUGGAAAACAACAAAAAGCGGAUGAAAAAGUUCACGUUGCUAUAAGAUGUCGUCCUUUAAAUGAAAAUGAAAAAAGAGGACGAAUUAAAAGUGUUGUGGAAACAAAUAUAAGAGAUAAAGAAGUUCGAGUAUGCUGCAACAACAAUUUGGAUAAGACUUACAAAUUUGACAAGACAUUUGGGCCUUCAAGUAAGCAGGUUGACAUCUAUCGUAGUGUUGUUGAACCUCAUAUUGAUGAAGUUCUUGCAGGAUAUAACUGCACUGUUUUAGCUUAUGGCCAAACUGGCACAGGAAAAACUUUUACGAUGGAAGGAGAGCGAUCUGGAGAUCUUGAUUAUACGUGGGAGAAUGAUCCAUUGGCUGGUAUCAUACCAAGGACCUUGAGUCAAUUGUUUGACAGACUAGAAAAGGAAAGUGCGGAAUUCAGUAUUCAUGUAUCAUUGUUGGAAAUUUAUAACGAAUUAAUUUAUGAUUUGCUUUCACCGACUGAUGAUCCUGUGUUGAGAAGAAUUUAUGAUGACAGCAAUAGAAAGGGAUCAGUAAUAAUCGCUGAUCAGACUGAGAUCAGAGUGUUGAGCAAGUCAGAUGUUUAUGAUAUUCUGGUUCGUGGAGCGACAAAGAGAAGAACUCAUGCUACUGAAAUGAAUGAAUUCUCCAGCAGAUCUCACAGUGUUUUCACCAUCACGGUACACUUAAAGGAGUUAACAAAGAAUGUUGGAGAAGAAAUGGUCAAGAUUGGAAAACUUAACUUGGUUGAUUUGGCUGGAAGUGAAAAUAUUGGAAGAUCUGGUGCAGUUGAUAUGAGAGCAAGAGAAGCUGGAAAUAUUAAUCAGAGUUUGUUAACUCUCGGUAGAUGUAUCACAGCUCUAGUGGAUCAUGCUCCUCACGUUCCAUAUAGGGAAAGCAGACUGACUAGGAUUUUGCAAGAUUCACUCGGUGGAGCCACAAAAACAUCCAUUAUUGCAACGAUAGCUCCUGGUUUGGACAAUCUAGAAGAAACAUUGAGUACAUUGGAUUAUGCUUCUCGUGCCAAAAAUAUUCAAAACAAACCGAAAGUAAAUCAGAGAAUGAUAAAGAAGACUUUGAUAAAGCAAUAUGACAAUGAAAUCGAGAGACUUCGUCGUGAACUUGUGGCAACAAGAGAGAAGAAUGGUGUAUGCAUGGACAAGAAACAAUACGAUGAAAUGACUGAGAGACUUGAAGAACUGGAAACAACGGUCAAACAAAGACAAGAAGAACUUGAUAAUUACAAAGAACUUUUUACUGGGGUUUCAGAAGAACUCAGGAUCAAGUCUGAGGAAUAUCUGGUCUUACAAGGAGAAUUUCAUGAAACUCGACAACAAAUGCUUGAACAAUCUCAUCUUGCUGUCGUCAAAGGAGAGCACGGGAUACAGACAGUAAAAGAUGGAUUGGAGGUUGUAGCAGUCACUGACGAGGUGACAGACAAUAUUGAUAAAGUUCACAAUAAAGUUGAUAGAAUGAAACAUGCAGACAACGCAAAUGAAACAGCUGCUAAAAAUCAUUGCACAAGAAUUUCAAAUAAAGCUGAAGGUCUGAACUCACAAACCAGUGAAAUUAUACAGAUGAAUAAACUUUACAUGGAAAAUUCAAUCAAGAAUCUCGAUGCAAUGAGUGAGCGACGCACAAGAGAGAAAAAUGAAUUUGAUCAGAUGUUGUUGGAAUUUCAAACUUCAGUCGACCAAAGUGUGAAGGAUUGUAAAGACACUCUUACUGUUGUAGUAAGUGAAACUGAAGAUAAAAUAAAGGACCAGAAUGAUUUCUUGACAGAAAAAGAGGAACAAAUGAACGCAGCUCUGAGUAGAUUCCAAGAGUCAUGUACAUCUCGAAUGGCAGAAAUGCAUAAAAAAAUACAAGCUACAUUGAAAAUUGCUUCCGAUAUGGAUUCUUUUUUCAGAAAACAGAUGAUGAAACAACAUGAGAUGAUAACACAAGAAUUUGAGAAAAAUCAGGAGAAGUUGAUGGAAGAAGUUUUAAACACAAUUAAAAGCCAGUUUGCAUCCAGUGUCGAGAGCUAUAAUUCUAAGGCAGAAGAGCUAAAAGAAGAAUUGGAAAAAGAAUCUGAUAUUUUCAUGCAGAAGACCCAAAGCAGCUUACAAGGAAUCGAAGAAAGUUUUGUUGAAACAGUUCAGGAAUCUCUACAACAUGGUGAAAGUACAAGUAAUCUGAUGCAACUCUGCAAUUCGAAAGUUGAAAAUAUUUCUGCAAACAUUAUGGAAGAUAUGAGAGACACAGAAGAAAAAGUACAAGCGAUAGUCGAUGAUGAUAAUGAAACUGCCACUACCUUCUGUACUUCUGCUAAGAACUUGAUAGAAGAGAGUGUACAGAGCAAUGAAAAAGACAUUGCAAGUUUGCAGGAUAUGAUGACCAGUUCUAGCAAAUUGCAUGAUCAAAUAUCAACGGUUGUUACAGAUGGAACCACAGAAUUAACAACAAUAACUGAAGAAUUCUGUGAUUCGGAAUUGAUACAUGUCAAACCUACAGGAGAAACACCAGCAAGAAAAGAUUAUUCGUACCCUAAAAAUUUCCAGUUCCUUCCACCCGAUGACGAAUUGUUAAAAUCUUUCAAUGAGAGAAUGCAGAUAGAAAUGGAAGAAGAAGAAGAGAGAUUGGCCAUGGAAGAGAAACUUGCGAAAGAACGAGAGCUGGCUAGUGGCAACUCGUCCAUCGAAAAUAUAUCAGAUAUUUCUGAACCUGAGAAUGUUCAAUGCGGAACCGGGAAGCCAUUCUUCAUGGCACAACAUGAACAAAAGCGUUCCAAAAAGAAUCAAAAGCAGCCAAACUCAAAAUCUCGUCUUCCUCUAAAGUCGACUCAGAACAUCCAUUAGUCGAUGAUCACAGUACUGCCGCAAUGUCCAAUGUAUCAUUUUCGUGUAAUGUGUGUAUUUGUCAAGCUUGUAUGUCAGUGAUUAAAUAUGGAUGAAAAAGGCUUACAUUGCCAUUGUAAAAAGUCAUAGGAAAACUAUUUUUCUAUGUUCAGUUCAGUCUUUGUAAUAAUUUAAUAUGAAAGCCUGAUUUGUCUUUAUUGUGAGGUCUAAGAAAUAAUCGAAUCGCCAGAUUUGGAAAAUUGUAUUUCAGUGUAUUAGUACACAAGUAGAAAAUGUUUUAAGUUCAAGGUUUUUCAACAGAAUAUAUUUUUUCUGAUUGCUUGCUUUUAUUUCAUCAUCUCAAUCUGUUGGGAGUAUUUUGAAGUUUUGAAACAUGUUUAUCCUGGUCGUGUUUUUAUUCUUCUGCAACAUUGGUAGCGCUUACAAAACAGUUGUCUUAUAAUUUUAUCUUUGUGAGCUCAGUGCUGUUUUUUGUAUAUAUAUAUUAUAUAUGCCGGGAGUUUUGCAUGGACUAACUUUGUUAAAAAUGUCAUUUCACUUCUGCUAAUAUUGUACAUAGGAUUAUCACCAGUUAUUUACUUUUCGGACUAACUCUAUGUGUGGUACCAUCUGUUUAGCAUAUAUGUAUCACUGCCAGUACCCAAACUUCUAUGUAAUCUACUGCGAUUUGGAUUUUUUCAAGAUUUGAUCAUCAGUAACAAAAUUACAUGCAAGAUUUACUGGUUCGUGAUGAAAUCGCAGUAAUUCUAUUUACUGCCUUCUGUUCUUCAUUUUCUGCCUCUUGUUGUGCUUUGUUUUUCAAUUUAGGACUUAUUUGAUUUUGUUAUUCCAAUGAUUGUGUGGAAAUAUAAUCUCAAAUUUCACAACA
Molecule: messenger RNA, 3978 nt
Organism: Styela clava
Lineage: Eukaryota; Metazoa; Chordata; Ascidiacea; Stolidobranchia; Styelidae
Source: RefSeq, a predicted model, not a curated record